AUGGCUGUGCAGGAGGAUGCCACCAAGCGCGCUUCCAUGGCCGACGUCCUGGGGAUCUUGGACGCCCCCGAGGAGAUCGCGACGGCGGUAGUCGAGCUGGAGGCGGGCUACAGGGAGAUGGCGGCACGCGUCGCGGCGGCCCUGAAGCGCGCUGGCUUCAAGAGCGCUGUCGGCUACUUGGGGGAAUUGCGCUUGGGCCACGUGGAGGCAAGGCACGAGGUUCCGGCAUGGCUCGCCCGGGCGUUCGCGAGAUGCCGCAAGUCGCCGUUGCGGGGGCAGGGGCCCAAGGCCAAGGCGGGCGAGCUGAAGGGCGUACGAGCCACGGAUGUGCUCCGGCCGCAUGCGGCGUACGUGGUGGCGAACCGCUGGCUGCUGAGGGAGAUCGAGGUGGCAGGUGCUCGCUUGGCGCACGCUUCGUUCGAGGCCGGCGAGGUCGCGGUGCUCUUCCUCCCGGUCUCCAAGUGCGAUGUGGGAGGCAGCGGGCGGGAGAGGAGGCUUCGCUGCUUGUGCUCACCGGGCGUUCGCGCUGAUUCCUGUCCGUACCACGUGCUGGCCGUGCAGGUGGACAGGGUAGAGAGGUUUGCAGGCGUCAGCCGCGGAGAGCAGGGCGCUUGGGACCAGCCGCUGUUCCCGACGGUCGGCAACCAGGUGCCGACUAAGGCGAGCAUGGUCCAGGCGCGGCGCGGGCCCGCGGCCGACCCCGCGCGGAUCUCGGGCCAUUCCGCCAGGAGGUCUGGUGCGAAGCGGUGCGCUCGCGAAGGUUGGCCCAUUUUGGCCAUUCAACACCUGGGCCGCUGGGCGAGCGGGCAGGUGUUGGAAUACGUGGAAGAGUCAUGCGCCGAGCGCACUGGCACAGGGGUGGCGCACGAGGCCGACAAGCCGAAGGCCCCAGCCGCUUGGGACGCGCGCGUGGCCGCAGCAGCAGCAGAACACGCGAAGGUGGCGCAGGCCUUAUAA
Molecule: messenger RNA, 957 nt
Organism: Prorocentrum cordatum
Lineage: Eukaryota; Dinophyceae; Prorocentrales; Prorocentraceae
Source: the annotation of a GenBank genome assembly